AAAUGGUAGUGCUAACAAAAGCGGCUACUACCAAUCUGGGCUUUAUGGUGUUUUUUCUUUUGCUAUGGACAAUGUUUUCUUAUCGUUGGCUGGAAAUCACCCACUAAUGGAAAAUGGAAGGUUCCCAGUUAUGGUUCAAAACCCACAUUUCGCUUCUUGGACACAACUUUCUGCACAGACAGCUGGGAACGCAGCUGCUGCAGCAGCCGCUGCAGCUGCAGCAGUACAUCCAGGAACAGGGGCACCAUUCCAGUUUCCAAACGCCAAUUCGUUUCAACAUCUUCAGUCACCUGAUUCAUCAACUGCCACCUCUCGUAGUGUCAAUUUAGAUAAUUCUGCUUCGGUCAGUGGAACAGGUAAUAAUUUUUCACUUGGUUUACAAUCAACAACACCUUUAACUUUGCAACAUUCAAUCCCAUCACAAACUCAUGCACAGUCACAACAACAUCAACAGUUACAUCAACACCAAAUACAAUUACAACAGCAACAACAACAUCAACAUCAGUUACAACUUCAACAACAAAUUCAGUUACAGCAACAACAGUUUAGACAACAACAGUUACAACAACAUUCGCUACAACAACAAGCUAGACUUUCAAACCCAUCUCAGCAGCAACAACAACAGUUGCAUCAGCAUUUACAGCGCCAACCUGUUGUUCCUCAGUCACAACAAAUGAAUCCGAUUUCUGGUGUUAGUCUCCAGACUACCAGUACCAAUACAUCACAAUCAUUACCAACUAUUUUGGAUACUACUGGUUUUGGUAUGCAAAGUUCAUCAACAAUGCAGACAACUCCAGCAGUUCAUAAUCAACUAUCUCCUCGGACAUCUAUACUUAAUAUAACAAAUUUCCCAUCAUUUACCACUGUUACCACUUCAGUGAAACAGAAACGAAAGUCUAAAACCACUAGUAAAAAGCCUCAAACCGAGGUCAUAUCCAGCACUACUGUUCUUAGCACAAGUAUUCCAGCUUGUGAUGUAGUAAGUACAUUAUGUCCCACUUCUGCAGUAUCAUCAUUUAGUAUGAUUCCAAUGAAUGGUAGUUUAUCAUCAAUAUCAUCGACUGGCCAAACUAAUUCUAUACCAUCUAAUGCAGUUACGUCAAGUAGUGAGACGUGUGUUUCACCAUUACCAACUGUACUUUCACCAUUACCAACACUUCCUGAAGAGAUUUUAUUAAAGAUUGAUCCUUCUCUGGGUGAUCCUCCACCACCACCACAUGCAGAUAUAACUAUUACAAAACCUUAUCAAUGUGAUAUAUGUUUCAAACGAUAUUCUGGUAUGAAAUCAUUAAAGAAUCAUAAACUAACUCAUUCUGAUAUCCGACCUCAUAAAUGUUCUAUAUGUGGUAAAGCAUUUCUUAGGGCUGAUAAAAUGCGUCUUCAUGAGAUUUCUCACUUAAAUGUUAAACCGUUUGAAUGUACUACUUGUAAACAACGUUUUACUCGUUCUGAUAAAUUAAAAAUUCAUCAUCGUACUCAUACAGGUGUUCGCCCAUAUGCAUGCACUUUUUGUCCUAAGCGCUUUACAAGAUCCGAUAAACUUAAAAUUCAUGAACGUAUACAUACUAAAGUUAAGCCAUAUGAAUGCUCCCAUUGCGGAAAAUGUUUUGCUCGUUCAGACAAAAGAAGACUACAUGAGAAAACUCAUAUGUAUGGACCUAAACCUCGUGCUACCGGUGGGAAAAAAUCCAAGACUACAAGUACGGCAUCUGCGGCUGCAGCCGCGGCAGCAGCUGUUGUUGCUGCUGCAUCAGCGGCGUCAUUUCUAAGUGUUAACUCUAUUGGAAAAACUCUAGGUCUCCCACUAACUGUUGCCAAUCCUUCUAUCAGUGUCAAUAAUUCUUCAUGUAGUGUGUUUGAUUUCUCUUCAAUCACAAAUGUUUGUACAACUAGUCAAAGUAAUGUAUGUUUUUCAUCAUACCAUAAUGUUAGUUCAGCUCCAUCUAAUAUGAAUGAAAAGACCGCUGAUGCUCAACAGAUCCCUUGUUCUUUGUCUACAAUUUCUUUCCCUUUGCCAACUUGUCAACAGUUGCAUUUACCAUCACAACAUCAUUCUACUUUAGCUUCACUUGCAGGAAUUGCUCAGUAUCAUCCAGCUUUAUUUUCCGCUCAUCCGCGUCAAUUUUCUCAUACCGCAACAGCAGCUAAUCCUGUUUCUUUUUAUCCCACAAACCAAACUACUUCUAUGGGAUUUACAACAGCUAAUUCAGGAUCUUAUCCUCAUGCACAAGUAAUGCCCUUUCUAGUCAAUUCUAAUAACACAGGUGCAUCAUCUUCAAUCUCAUUUUUGGGAUCUAAUGCGGUUUCGGACAGUGGCAACAAUAACUGUUCAGUUGCUAACACUUCUGGUGUCUAUCAAAGCUCUUCUUCUCAGAAAAUGGGAGCAGAUGUAACUUCGUUUCCGGUUAGUACGUCUGGGUUAACACAGCGAGCUGGAAUAUCUCCGAUUUCUGAUUCUGUCUCUGUGAAUCCAACAUCGACUACAGUAGCGAAUACAAAUAUUGCAGCUGUAAUGGCUGCGGCAGCAUUAGGUCGUCAAUUUCAUCAAACUCAACAACAAUAUCCGCAGAUAGUAGCUUAUUCAGCUUCUCAACAAAUCCCUAAUGUUUCAGCUCUUAUUCAUCAACAACAGCGCCAACAACUCCAGGAAAACCAACAAUCACAAGAAACUGGACAACAACAAAGUCAACAGCAGGCACAUUUUGUUCAUCACCAAACACAAUCUAAACAAAUCCAGUCACAACAGCAUCCACCUCAACAGACACAACAGCAACAACCUAGAUCUCAAUUUCAGUUCUACCAACCUCAGUUUGCUCAUCAGUUUCAACACUCAAGUGGCCAGUUACAGCAAGAUCAUCAACAUCAAAUGCUGCAACACCAACAGCAAGUUAUUCAGUUGCAUCAACAACUUCAACAACAACAGCAACAAACUCAACAACAAACUCAGACUCAUCAACAACAACAACAACAGCUUAUGCAACAACAUUCCGCCAUGCUUCAACAACAGGGUCUUAUUUCACCUGCUCAUUCUGGUACAUCGGUUGCUGCGUUCAGUUUAUUCCCUCAAGCAGCUGCACAAUUUAUACCUGGUGUAGUACCAGCUCAGUACGCGGCAGCGGCGGCAGCAGCAGCAGCUCAUUCAACGCAUCAACAGUACAUGCAAGCACAACAGCAACAGUAUUUGGCUGCAGCCGCUGCCGCUGCCGCAGUUGUUUCUUCUUCUUCUUCCUCGUCUUCGUCUUCUGCACCAAUUCAUUCAUUGACACUUACAACAUCUCAUCAAUUAAAUAACACAACAACAAUUACACCGACAACUAGUUCCAUUGUCGCUUAGCUUUUUUAUAUUUAAAUCCGACUUCUCUAUGUUAUGUUAUGUGUAUAUCCAUUUGAAAGUAAUUUUCUUCAGUCAAUAUUAAUGAUAAUGAUGAAGCAAAUAAUUUUAUGAAAGACGUACCAGAAUCAAUCUUUUUUUCAUUACGUAUUACCAACCGGUUUUUUGUGAAAUGAAUUUGCAUUUGACUUUUUCGCAUUAUGUUAUGUAAUGUUAAAUUGGGUCUUUUUUCAUCUUAGAUACAAUAUAGUGCAGUCAUAUCGAUUUUUUGCACUACUCUGUUCAUUUUUGUACAGACAUUUAUUGACACGUACCUGUAUUUGUUUGUUUGUUUGUUCACUAAUCGACAGUCACCUACUUUAGAAUACCGUAACUUCUUACACAAUGCUUCUCAAUAUGCAUUUGAAUCUUAUUUUUUUUCGGAGAAAGAGAUUCCAUUUAGUGGUUCUUCAUCUUUCCAUUUCGUCAUAGUCUAUUAAUAUAAUAUAUUUAUGUAAUAUGUGUCAACAACCUUAGACAAUUAAUUCAUUGUUUCCUCCUCUUCUAACUCUUUGGUUUUUAAUUUUUUAUGUCAGGUUGAAUUUAAACUAAUAUUUCAUUAUUUAUUAUUAUUGUUGUCCAUCUCUGUCAGAUUAUUAUCUUUGUUGUUACCAUUAUGGUAAGUUUACAGCUUGUUAAUAAUUUCAUCAAUUCUAUUCUCGUAAUUUCAUUCAUUUUUACCAUAAAUAAAAUAAAUAUACACCAAAGUUGGGUUUCCGUGUGUAUAUUUAUCUAUUAUCUUGUAUACGCUGAAAUCUAUUUACCUCGUCCUAUAUUGCAUCUUUACUUUAAUUAAAGUUCUAUCCUUUCUGUGUAGAUACCUUUUUGCUUUUAGUUUGACUUGUUUUCGCCUUCCCUUAAACUGGGCUAUUAUUUUGUUUCAGUGCAAUCUAUUUCAAUUGUUAGUAUUCAUUAUGUAUGCUACACACACACACUAUGUACACACAAGUGCAACCGAAAAAAUUGUUCUUUUUUCGUCUUAAUUUUUUCUGACUUCAUUCUUUAUCAUAUUCCGUUUACUAACCUACCUCUAGGAAAAGUAGCAUAUUUUGUCUUUUAUGUAUAUGUCCUUUAAAAUACAAUUUUUCCGCCUGUAAAUGCGUAACAGUUUACUUAUCCAAUUUUUCCGGUAGGCAUUUUUCCCGACUUUCACCAGUUUGUAGACGACAAAUACACUGAUUGGUUUCAUCAUUCUUGAUUUUAACUGUUACAAUAUUUUUUUCUGUCUUAGUCCCAUCAAAUCAGUUUUCUCUAAAUCAUCCUGGUAAUGAAUUCAUUCUAACUAAUAAAGUAUAUACAUAUGCAUAUAUAUAUAUGCGUAUACCUGUGGCUCAAUGCAUUUUCUUAUUAUAGUUGCUAUCACUGAUCAUUAAGUUUAAUUUAUUUUAUGAAAAAACAGCUAAUAAACUGCUUACUGUUCUCAUUUUACUUAUAUAUACCAGGUUACAAUAUAUCUUUAAUUUCCAGAUACAUAAAUGCAUGCAGUGUUACAACAGAGUAUGUGAAUCAAAACUUCAUGUAAAUAUUUUCAUUUUGUGUUGAUUUUUAUUCCUACUUUAUAUUAUUUCUUAUUCUCCAUUGAAAUAUGAUCAAAACCAUGUAGACGAAGUUAUUUUUUAAUUUCAUCUCUAUGAAAUUGUUCGUUCUGUUUUCUUCAGAUGAACGUUUACAUAUUCUGUAUGUGUCUGUCCCUGUAUUCUUAUGUAUGUGUGUUAUAUGUUGUUAAAUGGAUUUGCCCAUUUGUUUUGUUUGUUUAUUAGAAGAGUAUGUGUUAUUAUGUAAAGAGAAAAUAAUCUCCAAUUUAAGUAUACAACUAUUAUUAAUACUACUGUUGCAUUUUAAUCGAGUUCUCUGUUCUUGUUCUUUUUGUUCAAUUUUAUUUUGUUUUUUUAUAUAUUAUAGCUAUAAUGAUGAUUUUCCUGUAUUACGUUUAUGCGGAUAGGAUUGUUUUUCUGUGUGAAUUCAUUAGCAUAAAUAUUUUCAAUAUAAAUGUAAGUUUGGUUUAGGCAUAACACCUACAGUUUAUAAAGCUGCGGCAACUGUCCAAUGAACUACGAUUUUAGGCGUUUGACUUUUAAACUAUUUAUGAUCUCGAGUUAACAACUCUUCAUUUGUGUCAGUGUAAACACUCAUGUCAAGCAGCCAGUCACAUGCACCGUAAAAUUUGGCGCAUGUGUUUAUCGGUUUUAUUUGUGAUACCCAAUGGGCACAGUGAAAUGAAAUUGUCAAGACAAAUCCUAGGGUAGCAGACAUAGUAACAGUUUGAGUGGUAAUAGGAAAGAUUAGUCAUAGAAGAUACUAUUCGUUAAAAAAAGUAUGGGUUGGUGAAAUAAAACGAUUAUCAGGUAAUUUAUAAACGUUGGAUCUGCGCUUUUGAGAACGGUUUUCAGCCGUUACCCAACGUUUAAGCAUUGGUUACAAUGAUUAAACAGACCACAACCACGUCUGCAACUACCUACAUGGUUCUUGUACAAUCAGUUUCUUCGUGGGUUGAUGCCAUAUCUUGGUGUGACUGCCCCUAGCUUCUGUCGUCACGCACCGAGUUAGCUGGGGAAUGAACAUUCGUAAUACCAUCUCAGUCGAUAAAGCUUACCUCACCGAUCGAUUUGUCAUUUUUACUUGGCGCCCUCUGUCGAGCGUCAGAAGUUCUAACUCGAUGAUGCCAACAUAUACAAGUAACGGUCCGAAGGCAUCUUUAACUGAAUACUAGUGACCUAAAAGUAUAUGUUUAAGGGCCGAGUUUCAUGACAAUAAUUAAAACAAACUGCUGCGUUGUAUAUUCGUCCUUUAGCUGAGAAAUGGAUAUUUCACCGUGGCCAGUUUAUAAAAUCCGACCGAGAUUCAUUAACUCGUACGUUCAAGUAACGGCUCUAUCAUUCACGUGGUAAAUGCCUCAUAACUGGUUAUACACACCUGCAUAGUUAUUGUUAUUCAGUUUCUAACGCACGUACCCAUAUAUAAGUUUUUUUACUUCCUAGUUUUCAGAUUGCACAUUAGCUCAGUCUAUGUAAAUGCUCAAAACCUGUAUGCUUUUACGAAGUUUUGCAUGUGAUUAUAAAGCAUAUGUUACAUGUACUAACUGGGAAGUUUCUCAGCAUGUACAAGGAGGAACCUAGUUAUAUUUUCAGCAUCCUAUCGGUCCACUUGGAGAUAUAUAGUAACACUAGUACUCCUGAAAUCCAUUGGAUCAUGUGUUCGCGUCCUAUCGAGUCAUCAGUCUUCAUACGAUUGAUGUUGCGUUAAACGUAGUUCAAGGUUUUGUAUGGAGCUUAUGAAUAAUGAUUGUAUGACUGUGAAAUAAUAGGCUGCAAACCCAGCAUUUAAUUUUUACUAAAUGGGAUCAUUUAGAUGCUCUGAAAAAUUAUUCAGUGUCCACAUGGUCAGUGGUUUUGCAAUCGCCUACUUAACCUAUUAUUUGAUUUUCGACAACAUAAUAGGAAACUCCAGCACACUUGUCAUUUUUUCUGGUAAUUUUAGGAUAUUAAUCAAUAAAGUCGGGUUACUGAUUGGAUUGAAAAAAAGUAGUGUGUCUGCGUAAAAUACUUUUACAAGGUAGAAUAUAGUUUUCCUGAGUCGCCAUACGAAUCUACAAAUCUUGCUUUAUAAAUCUAUUAUGAUGAUUCCUUACGGUGCAUAAUGCUUAAAACAAAGACAUACUUUCUCAUUGUUCGUAUGCAUCAAAAAUAGACAAUGUAUGUCUGUAGAAUGCCAUACGGUUAGAUACAAAUGGUUGUAUUUUUCACAUGUCCGUUUUAUUUGAUAUUGUAAUUGGAAUGUCAACCAACCUCAGACCGUAAUUUAUUAAUCAUUCAGUAAACAAGAUUUCAGUUAAAUUCCAACAUUGACAUGUUUUUUUUGUUUUUCAAACCUCCCAAGAUGGAAAUAUUUCACACUUGGCCAUAGACAGAAUUCAAACUGUAGAAAAUCAAAUUUUUCACGUUAAUGUUGUCCGUAUUGAUUUAUCUUCUUAACGUUCAUCUGUCAUCAACUGAAUUAUAUACAUAUUUGGAUCCUUUGCUAUUAUACUGGUUUGAACCAACUAUACUGAAGUUAUUUCAAAACUAAAACUCUACUACUAACAAAUAACCACCACAUAUUCUACUGGUUAGAAUAAUCUUACACUGGAAAUAAUCCAAUGAUUCAUCAACUGUUGGUGUUUUUUGUGCUCGAGUAGUUCUUGAUGUAAGCCAAUUACCAAGUACACUUGUAAGGCAUAUUCCUCCGUGUUGUUCAGGCAAUACAGUUGCAUCAGAUGUUUCUAUGGCUAACUCGUUAAUUGGAUGAUGGAG
This is a messenger RNA of Schistosoma margrebowiei, 7659 nucleotides long. Lineage: Eukaryota; Metazoa; Platyhelminthes; Trematoda; Strigeidida; Schistosomatidae. The record is from the annotation of a GenBank genome assembly.